AUGGAUAUUCAAAAAGAAGCUUCUGCAUCAGCUCCAAUUAUAGAGACUACAACAACACCUUCUGGGUUAACUAUCAUUCGCCUGAAACGAAAGCGAAAUGAGGAACCUUUAGACGCGCUUGUUGUCCAACACUUUGAAAAUGGACAUAGUCCUGAGAAAAAGAAAGUUAGGCGUAAAGCUAGUAAUCUGAAAAUUGAAGAAGUCAAAGAAAAUCGGAAGAUAAAAGAAAAAGGAGAAACCAAAGAGUCUGUACCGUUUAUAUUUCGAUUCGCGGAAACGGUUGAUGAGAUUAGCUUCAAUGAUUCGAAUAAAACACAGCAAUUGAAAGAUCGUAUAGUGAAACUUAUGAAUCGUAAAGAUACCUUAAAACGUAAAGGAAUUGAUAUUAAACAAAUUCGGGAGCAAAAAAUUGCCCGAACUAAUGAAAAUAGACGAGAAGAAAGAUAUAAAGUUAUUGAUAGGAAUAGACAAAAAAAUGGCUCAUUUACUAAUAUCUCGAGUGAUGAUGUGGAAGAUGAAGAUGAGACUUUUACAGAAUUAUUUAAAAUGUACGAUGCAGUCAAGGAAAGUGAAGCACCUAUGGAACCAAAAUUUGUUGAAGAAGAUGAUAUUGAUUCUGAAAUCAUGUGCAAUUUUAUUCCAAUGGUGCGACAAUACCUUUCACUUCAAGAACAAAUAGAUAAAGAAGAUAAAACCGAUUUGGAUGAUGGUUAUGUUUAUGAUGUAUAUUAUCGAGACGAUGCUAUGGAUUUAGAUGAUCAAAUUAAUUUUAAUAACAUCGCUUCAUUAACUUGGAUUAAUGAUGAUGAAAACGAAAUAUUUGUUAAUGAAUCAGAUGAUAAAGAUGAUUUCGUUUACUCCGAUGAAGAAGAUUCUAAUGCUGAGGAUUAUUAUACUCAUGAUUAUCCUGAUGAAGACGAAGAUGAAAUUUGGAAUAUACAAGAAGAAACUUCAUAUGAAAGUGAUUCUUAUUUUUAAUCGUUAGUUAAAUAAACAAUCUCUUAUUAUGGAUUAUUACAUUUCUAAAUGUUUAAAGAAAAAAUCGUUUUAGAAACUAUAGAAAGUGGAAAAUUUUUGGUAAGAUACGUAUAUAAAUAAACUGUACUAUUAACAA
Molecule: messenger RNA, 1114 nt
Organism: Rhizophagus irregularis DAOM 181602=DAOM 197198
Lineage: Eukaryota; Fungi; Glomeromycota; Glomeromycetes; Glomerales; Glomeraceae
Biological process (GO): developmental process
Source: RefSeq, a predicted model, not a curated record